ACAAAACACCCCUCGACGCCGAUACCCUACACCCACCAACACGCACAGAAUCCCGGGGCGGAGGCUAAUUCACCUGCAUUUCUCCAGCUACCACCCUGCGCAACCCACGACGUCGCCCUGACCCUGACCCUGAAAUUCCCGCCUUGCCUUCCUUGCAGCCCCAGGAGUUCGGUGCACACCUUCGCCUCCUUGUAUUGCUACUCUAACCCCCUCGUUUGCUCUCGCCCCGAGGAUUGCCCCCGGCCUCGCAGACGCUCGUUCGUGACCAUCCCAGUAGGCCAACAUGGAGGCAAAUCAAAACGACGAGCUAUACCCAAUCGCCGUCCUGAUUGAUGAGCUGAAGCAUGACGAUGUGGUUUUGCGCCUGAAUGCGAUCCACCGCCUGUCCACCAUAGCUCUUGCCCUGGGCGCCGACAGGACGCGGGAGGAGCUGAUACCCUUUCUUGACGAGUCGGUGGAAGAUGAAGACGAGGUCCUCACCGCAUUGAGCGAAGAAUUGGGCAAUUUCGUCGACUACGUUGGCGGCCCCGAAUAUGGGCACGUGUUGCUCUCGCCUUUGGAGAACCUCGCUGCGAUAGAAGAGCCCCUCGUGCGCGAGAAGGCGGUCGAGUCCCUAAACAAAAUUUGCGAGCAGUUGUCACAAUCGCAGAUCGAGGAAUACUUCAUCCCCCUCGUCAUACGCCUCUCAAAAGCCGACUGGUUCACGUCCAAAAUCUCCGCUACCGGCCUCUACAAUGUCCCCUACACUCGAGCUACGCCGCCGUCGCAAGAGCACUUGAGGCAGCAGUACGGGCAGCUCGUGCACGAUGAUACCCCCAUGGUCCGGAGACAAGCGGCGAGCAACCUGGCAAAGUUCAUCAAGACGAUGCCAGCUACGAUUGUGAUCGAGGAGAUGAUUCCGCUUUUCCAGCAUCUCGCAGCGGACGACCAGGAUAGCGUUCGGCUUCUGACGGUGGACAUCCUCAUUGCAAUUGCAGAGGCGGUGCCCAAAGAGCAGCAAUCAAGCCACGGAGUCUUACUGACUGCUUUACGAAGCUUGUUCGAGGACAAGAGCUGGAGAGUCCGAUACAUGGUAGCGGAUCGGUACGAAAAGAUUGCGAAAGCUGUCGACGAGGAGGUGGUCAACCGAGACUUGGUGCCUGCUUUUGUGAAGCUCCUCAAAGACACUGAGGCGGAAGUGCGGAGUGCAAUUGCGGGGCAGAUCCCAGGCUUCUGCGCCUUACUCGAACGAGAGACUCUCCUCCACGAAGUCAUGCCGAGUAUAGAGGAGCUUGUUUCGGAUCAAUCCCAGCACGUUCGAGCUGCUCUUGGCACCCAGAUUAGCGGGCUGGCCCCGAUUCUCGGAAAAGACGAAACUAUUUCACAUCUUCUUCCCAUGUUUCUUCAAAUGCUCAAGGAUGAAUUCCCCGAUGUGCGACUAAACAUAAUUUCAAAGCUCGAGCUUGUCAACAAUGUAAUCGGCAUUGAACUUCUGUCCCAGUCCCUCCUCCCUGCGAUCGUCCAGCUCGCCGAGGACAAGCAAUGGCGUGUCCGUCUGGCCAUCAUCGAAUACGUUCCGCUCCUUGCCUCACAACUCGGGGUGAAGUUCUUCGACGAGAAGCUGAGUAGUCUGUGCAUGAGCUGGCUCGGCGAUACCGUCUUUUCUAUCCGCGAGGCCUCCACUCAAAACCUCAAGAAACUCACAGAGGUAUUCGGGGUUGAGUGGGCUAACGAUGCCAUCGUUCCGAAAGUCAUGGCUAUGGGCCAGCACCCCAACUACCUCUACCGGAUGACUACCUGCUUUGCUGUUUCCACCCUCGCACCAGCCCUCAGCCUCGACGUCAUCGAGACGUCAAUCCUACCCAUGAUGGACAAGCUCGUCAACGACGAUAUCCCCAAUAUCCGCUUCAACGUGGCAAAAUCAUACUCCAUCCUCAUUGACACACUCAAGCAACUCCCUGAGCAAGGCACGGUCCUCGCCCUCCAGAAAACAGGCAACCCCGGCACAGGUUGCCAAAAAGGCCAGGACCUCAUCACCAAAAGCAUCCUCCCGAAUCUGGAGAAACUACAGCAGGAUGACGAUGUUGAUGUUAGGUAUUUUGCUACGACAGCGGCACAGGGGUUCGCGGAUGCUAUGCAGACUUAGAUGGGGGAAGAAUGUAGGGUGGGAAGGUGGUAUGAGGUGAGGGUUUUGGUUUGGGGAAGGUGG
Molecule: messenger RNA, 2188 nt
Organism: Lindgomyces ingoldianus
Lineage: Eukaryota; Fungi; Ascomycota; Dothideomycetes; Pleosporales; Lindgomycetaceae
Product: ARM repeat-containing protein
Exons: 9
Coding region: 284-2125 (613 amino acids)
Biological process (GO): protein dephosphorylation
Cellular component (GO): protein phosphatase type 2A complex; cytoplasm
Molecular function (GO): protein phosphatase regulator activity
Source: RefSeq, a predicted model, not a curated record